AUGAAGAACGUGUGGAUCGUGAAGCCGGGCGAGCUCUCCAACCGCGGCCAGGGCAUAACCGUAAUCGACGAAAUGUACGAGCUUAACACCAUCCUAAAGAAGAGGGAGAAGCACUUCAACGGCACGGAAAAGACGUAUAUCGUGCAAAAGUACAUCGAAAAGCCUCUGCUGUACAAGGGCCGGAAGUUCGACAUCAGACACUACAUGAUGAUCAGCAGGCUGCACGGCUGCAUGAGAGCGUACUGGUUCGGAGAAGGCUACAUCCGCACCAGCUCGUACGAGUUCAACAUCAACGACAUCGGCGAGGAAAUCAUCCACCUCACCAACGACGCCAUCCAGAAAUACUGUGACGGCUACGGCAAGUACGAGGAGGGCAAUAAGGUGUCCUACAACGACUUCCAAAGGUACAUGGACUCCCUCCAGCCAGAGACCAGCAGGGAGGGCAAGGAAGCGCCACAGUUCAGCUUCAGCGAGAUGAUCUACCCCCGCAUGAAGGCCAUCGCGCUGGAUGCAGUCAAGGCCACCUACCUGCAGCUGGAUCCCAACAGUCUGGAGCACAACUUCGAGAUAUUCGGACUGGACUUCAUGAUCGACUGCAACUACGACGUGUGGCUCAUCGAAGUCAAUACCAAUCCCUGCCUGGAACUCAGCAGCAAACUGCUGGCGAGGAUCAUCCCCACCAUGGUCGAACAGUCCCUCAGACUCACCCUCGACGCCAUCUUCCCCCCUCCCACCCACUAUCCCAACUCCCAGAAGUACCUGGCGCCCGACAACCCGCUGGAACGGCUGCAGUUCGAACUGAUCUUCGACGAGGACCGCGACGGCGAGGAAGUGGAGGCGCUGUUCGCCAACGCCAAGAAAGUGGACAUGGGCGAGGUCGACGAGGAGGACUAA
This is a messenger RNA of Nymphaea colorata (pocket water lily), 894 nucleotides long. RefSeq lists its product as uncharacterized. The record is from RefSeq and is a predicted model, not a curated record. Gene Ontology annotation, biological process: protein modification process. Lineage: Eukaryota; Viridiplantae; Streptophyta; Magnoliopsida; Nymphaeales; Nymphaeaceae. The coding region runs from base 1 to 894 and encodes 297 amino acids. The transcript has a single exon.